Messenger RNA from Suillus bovinus, 2013 nucleotides. RefSeq lists its product as uncharacterized. The record is from RefSeq and is a predicted model, not a curated record. NCBI's taxonomy places the organism in Eukaryota, Fungi, Basidiomycota, Agaricomycetes, Boletales, Suillaceae. The transcript is spliced from 15 exons. Bases 1 to 1602 code for a protein of 533 amino acids.
AUGGCACCUCGUAAGCCUACCUCCAAGCCAAAGUGCACCCCCUCACCACCUGCCGCGAAACAGCAGAAUUACUGUUUCAGCGAAUCCCAACAUGUUGUCCAUCACCAAGAAAUCAAGGAGACCCAGACAGCAAAACAGAAGAAGAAAACCUUAAAGGCUGCCUACCAAGGGCAUCCUGACGUCUUCAAGAAAGAGCCGUCAGAGCUCCUUAGCGACAUGGACAGGCAAGAAGACACAAUGUUCUCUGAUCACAGUGUCAAUACAAGGUUGUCCAACACUAAUAGCCUGACAUUCAGUACAGGGAAAAUCCCUCCAAGGUUGUGCAACCCAUCCAUACAUAAAACUAAAGGACCAAAAGAUACCAUGGUGCCGAAGGUCAAGAACAACACUGACAGUUUGCGUCGACGCAUGAAAGCCAGCAACUUUGACAAAAUCUCAAAAGAGAUUCUCAUAACUGCUUGCUCCAUUUAUCGGUGUCUCAUCGUCACACAGGCACCUUUUCCGGAUUCCAUUGCAGCUGAGACAAAACUGGCGAAAGAGGCCUGGCGCGAGGCAUGUCAACUCAAAGGUGUUGACGUCAAACUGACCCCUUCGGCAGUGAAUAUGCUAUUAAAACGCACUUCACAAGUGCAAGGCGAACUCAAGAUGAAGAUGCGUCCACCCAUGGCUUCAUUUCACGGCUUCCGCUCAAGUAAUUCUAUGGAGGUGAUAAGGUCAAACCGAGAUCUUGCGGAGAGAUUGAAAAUUGGCUCGAUCUUUGUUUUCAAGGACCCAUCAUCGAAGUCAGGCAUCUACAAGACUGAUGAUGAGGGUGUCAUCUACCACAAAUACUUCAACCUCAUCCCUAUCAAAACUAUUGCGCUCGUGCUUACAGCUAUAGAAUGUUGUGUCGAUGAGUGGUCGCAAGGCAUCAAAGAGGACAUCAAGUUCACAUCUGCUAGUUAUGGGGCCGUCUACAACCAUCAUUUCAGCUCACUGCAACGCUUUGAUGAGCGCACGGUGGCUUACACACUCCUCUCAAAAAUUUAUAUCAAUCUGCAUGAUACAGCACGCUUCCAUGCAGGUGUCGCAUUACUCAUUCCAUUGUCAGCUACAUCCCAGGCCCACAUCGACAAUGCGGCAUUUGAAGACGCUAUUCGAGAGUACCAGCGUGAGGGGAAGGAUGUGGCAGUCGAGGAUAGUGAUGUUCUGGCCCGGCUUAGGCUCGGCUUCAAAGGGCUUAGGCUCACAAAAAUUCAGAGCCUAGGCCGACGCGCAACAUGGUGCUCGGUUUCUGUGCUCAUCAUAGAUAUUGGGUGGACAAUCACACUUGCGAAGGUGAAGCACAUAAGGCUUCAAAAUUACCAAAAAUAUUGGCUUGUGCAGUUGAGAUCUAGUUUGCCGACAGCGGACAACACACAAGAGAAAAGGCAUCAAAGGAGGAGUAGGCUUUUCGACUGCAAUGCCGCCGGCUCAGGCUUUUCGAAAUUCAAGCCCAGGCCCAAGCCUUUCUCAGGCCGUGACUUAGGCCUAGGGCCUCAAGCCGAGCCGUGCACAUCACUAGUCGAGGAUGAGGUCGAGGAGUAUGAGUAUCCUAGUAGCGAGGGUGGGGAUGAUGAAUAGGGACGCAGUGAGUAAGACAUUCGUAUUAUGCUAGUUUGUGUUUCAGGUGCUUGAAUUUAAUUGUUACUACGAGGUUCUUUGGUGUGCUAUAUAGCUGCUGGUAGUAAUUUAUAGCUGCGUUUAGUAGCACUCCGACAAACUACAGUAGUACCUCGUAGCUACUAGUAGUUACUACGGGACCCUAUGGUGACUACAUAGAGGGCACUUGACAACGGGGCUACUUGUGCUACCCUGACUAUAUAGUGCUAUGUAGUCACUUUGUUUUUUCCUGAUGUUGUGUUGCAUCUAGCUUGACUAUCAGCUUUUGCUCUACAUUUCCUUCACGUUGGAGUUUGAGUGACGUGUGGGUGUUUUCCCGACUAUAUACUAGUGUAUAAAAUUUAGACAAUGUUCUUUCCUCUACAAGGUCAG